AUGUCCGCAGCGGUUCGGUUGUUGUUGUUGUUUCUGGUAUGGAGCACCGUGUUUUGUUCUGUACACGGACAACAGCAAGAUGACGCUAGCAGCAGUAGCCAAGACGUUUAUUGUCUGACGGUCCAUCAAGAUUUGGUUCGUCGACAAACGGACGAAUGGGGCAGCAAUGGACCGUUUGACGUGGAAGACGGCACCAAGCACACUCCCUUUUCCUUCUUCAAUGCAUCCACUCGACUGGCCACGGUGAUUGUGGGCAAUGGAGAUGAUGUGGGUGGUGUAUAUCAUCCCAUGGUGGCCAGUGACAAUCCCACGACGGUCCAUUUCAUUACACACAUCUAUGCGGUAGAUCAAAACAAUCAAAUCUUUGCUGUUGAGACGAUGGAUCCCAAUCAAGCGGCACCCGCCACGGUGGUCUUUGAGGUCCCCGAGGAUGUCACGGCAAUGACGGCAUUUGAAUUCUGCAAUCUACAUGGACUCUGGAUGGGUCCUACCGUGGAGACGCCAUUGUUGGGACAAGUGGAUAACGCAACAACAGUGGCGGCUGUGGAACGAGCGGGCGAUGAUCCAUCUGCAGCCAUGGAGUUUUCCAUGAUGUGCCAUGUGGAUUCUCCCGUCCCGGUGGCGUUUGAUUCUUUUGCUGCGGAUUUUGUCAGGCGACAAUCACUGCCGCCCUUCAACUCAUUGGAACCCUACGAUGAAGAAGAUGGAACCAAACACACUCCGUACAUUCAAUUGCACGACAAUGGAACUGCCACUGUCACUGUGGGCGUCGAGGGGAACUAUCACGUCAUGAAGGGUUCGUCAAGAGAUUUGUUGAACGAGGAACCACAUUGGAUCACGGAUGUCUAUGUGGUCGACCAAAAUGGCACCAUUUUGACCAUGCAAUCCUUGAAUCCAUCCAAUGUCGAUAUUGCACAAAUCCAAUUUGAGGUGCCAUCCAAUGCCACCACAUUGACUGCCUAUGAAUGGUGCAACGUGCAUGGACUGUAUCGAGGCCCCACUAUUUCCGCAGCCACGGGACAAGUCAUUGAUACGAAUACGGAUGAUGAGGAAAUGAAAGAAUCAGCGGCACUGUUGGUGAAUGGCAUGACUAUGAUGACGACCAGCGCAAUGGUGCUAUUGGCGGCGUCGUUCCUGUAG
Messenger RNA from Seminavis robusta, 1140 nucleotides. The record is from the annotation of a GenBank genome assembly. NCBI's taxonomy places the organism in Eukaryota, Bacillariophyta, Bacillariophyceae, Naviculales, Naviculaceae.